Paramecium sonneborni is the source of this 333-nucleotide messenger RNA. The record is from the annotation of a GenBank genome assembly. Lineage: Eukaryota; Ciliophora; Oligohymenophorea; Peniculida; Parameciidae.
AUGAAGAUUGUUCUAAUUAUCACUCCAAGUGUAGAUUCUAAAAAAUUUUGUCAGCUUGUAUUGAUCAAACACUCUGUAGUAAUUAUGUUGCUUAAGGAAAAUAAUACUGAAAAAAAAUACUUAUUGCAGAGCCUUAAAGUGUAAAUCUAAUUUCAUUUGCAGUUAUCAAUCAGGAGACAAUAAUUUCUGAUAAUCUUAAUUAUUGAGUUAUCAAUGGUUCUAAAUGCAACUGGGCCUUGUUUAUCAUUGUCAUGUUAUUAGAAUACAACAGCCAAUUCUGAUUCUGAAUGUCAGUCUUAUUAAAAUGGAUGUUUAACCAGAGAAGUUGGAUGA